Dermacentor silvarum is the source of this 3038-nucleotide messenger RNA. RefSeq names its product glycoprotein 3-alpha-L-fucosyltransferase A-like. Gene Ontology annotation, cellular component: membrane. The record is from RefSeq and is a predicted model, not a curated record. Gene Ontology annotation, molecular function: alpha-(1->3)-fucosyltransferase activity. Lineage: Eukaryota; Metazoa; Arthropoda; Arachnida; Ixodida; Ixodidae.
AUGGCCAGCAAAGUGACCGUCUGUGUCGUCCUCCCACAAGAUUACGCGUCUGCGCCGCGCAAUAAGACCAAGAAAGUUGCCUGGUUCGUGUCCAACUGCGCGGCGCGCAACCAGCGGCUGCAGUUCGCGCGCAAGCUGGCCGCCUACAUCGACGUCGACAUUUACGGCACGUGCGGCUCACUCAAGUGCCCCCGUGCGCGGGCCGGCCACUGCUUCGAGCUGCUGGACCGCGACUACAAGUUCUACCUAGCCUUCGAGAUCAACUGCAAGGACUACAUCACCGAGAAGUUCUUCGUCAACGGUUUGGGGCGUGACGUGGUACCGAUUGUGAUGGGCGCCCGGCCCCUGGACUACGUGCGCGCAUCGCCCGAUCGCUCGUUCAUCCACGUGGAGGACUUCCCGUCGGCGAAGGCGCUGGCCGAAUACCUGCACCUGCUGGACCUGAACGAGACUCUGUACAACGAGUACCUGCGCUGGAAGGGCUCCGGAGAGUUCAUCAACACUUACUUCUGGUGCCGCCUGUGCGCCAUGCUGCACGCGCCGCCACUGCCAAAGGUGUACCCGGACAUCGGCGCGUGGUGGGCGGGGCCAGGCACCUGCCGCAGCGACCGCUGGAGGGACUUCAAGCCCAAGCAGGACCCCGUGGCGUACGUGCUCACCUGACCCUGCUCCGACGCGAGUUUGCAUCAUCCUGCUCCUCCUAGCGGCCAGUCAGCCAACCAAGCGGCCCGCUAAGGCGCAUCAGAGCGCUCUCUUCGAUGACUCUGGUCAUAUGAGGGCACCAACUCGCACUCCUGGAUGGUGCGUUCGAGUGGUAUGGCGUGCUACUGCUGGACAUGGCACGUAUACGACUGACUCAAACCAGGGGCGGAAAACUUGUGAUAAGGCGCCGGCCAGCAGCGCUUGUGACGUGUUUUCCGUGUCGCAAUUGGCUCGGCUGUAUGUUCCGGUCACGUGGUGUUGCCUCUGCAGUUGCACCCGCCUUCGUGUGCCCUGCUACGAACCGGCGGUGAUCCUCGGGUCUGUUGGGCGCUCGCGCGUGACCUCUAGCGUCCGGUCACGUCUGAUUUCGUGCGUCUGCGAUGUGGUAAAUGCCCAGCCAGUGGCUCUAAGGCGAUAUCUUGUUGUAUGAGAUACACAACCGAAACGUUCGUUCGACGCAGCAGCGGCUCGUUUGCAGGCGAAUGUGUUAGCCCUAAUCUUAUUCAGCGAGUGAAUUACUGGCCUUAUGAGAGGAAACAACUAUAGAGAACCAGGUCGCUGGUCUUCUACGUUGCAGUAGCGUGGUGCAGGAUAGGGCAGCGCUGAUGAGAGCGUGAGUUUUCACGCGGAGUCGUAAGUGAAUUCAUUUACUCGUGCGGUAAACGCCGAGUCCGACAAACCAAAGAGCAGCCGUGGAUCUUCCAGGUCGUGCUGCCAUGAACUACAUCAAAGUGUACUGCAUUUUUUUACCAGCUAAUUACGAAUUUAUUCGCGAUUUCGGUGCAUGCAUGUGCUUGUUUUUCAAGGGAACAUUGUGAUUUAACGUGAUUUAACGCGCUUCGUCGUCGAAAAACUUAAUUGCUUAUAUGAGACUGCUUCUUCCUCAGUGUGCUGAGCUAGUGUGAUCUCGAACCUCAAGUGUGACUUGCGCAGUCAGGAUGACAUGUGCGGCUGUACUAACUGCGCCUUGUGGCUACAUAUUGUGUUCAUUCGGACUUGUCCCCAACAUUCCACGCCUUGCUGAUCGACCGAUUCCACAUGAUCUGACAGUGAGCAUAAUAUGUAACGCUACUGCCAUUACUAGAGCCUCACGCUGCAACCUAUACAUUUUGUCAAGUCUCAAAACCAUUCUGGGACAAGGUUUGUCGAUAUAGGAGGUUCCUGUGGUACGACUGGCGCUGCGAGUGCUUUUCAAACACAGUGAGCCUGUUUAAUUCUCGCUAUCUCAGACGCUUCCGAGCAGCUAAGUUUCAGAAGGGCCCUAGGGCACUUCCAGAAGGCACAUCCUUUCACGCGUUGAGCGGCUUCGGUACCUUUGACUCGCACAAUACUAUAACUGCCAUACACUUAAUGUGCAUACGUUUCAGCUCCAAGCAAACCCAAGCUUGCUACGAUGGACUCUGAUAAGGCUUUGAUCAAUAGCGAGGUAUUGGACGCUACACUGGCCAGAAACAGAUGUUAAAUAUACCUUGUGAAGAAGACGCGCCUCCGUCCAGCAGCAUCGCUGCUGGGGGUGAAUUAAUAUUAACGAGAAGGGCGAAUCUACGUUCGGCAGGCUUUUUGUGUGUGAUCUAAAAAAUAUCGACAAUGUUGCACUACCACGAAACGAAGUGGGAAAUUGGAGCCGCUCAUACAGGAAGGUGGACACGCCAUACAUACCGAUGCAUUUCAAAGUGUUAUGCUUUGUGACACGUCAUUUGGUGGGUCACGUAACAGUGCACGGUGCGGUAAAAACGUACACAGUAUCUCGUCCAUAAGUUUAAUUUAUCAAAGCAACACUUCGACUGUCCAAGCAUGGUCAUUUAAUUUUUAAUGCCCAACACAAUCCUUAUGUCCAAGCAUGUUGAUACAUGUUGCACGUUUCGUUAAAUUAUGCUGAAAGUCGGCACCUGACCAUCGCAAUGUAGCCCUGCAACGGAAUCAACCGCACCCAAGAAGUCUCGAGUAGCGAGGGUAACUUUCUGCAUUCAGACAUUGUCAAAAUUACUACAGCAUUCUACGAACUGUCAGAUCUGUUCUCGAUGGCUAUAAGGACUACUUAAUAUACCAGCUGAGAUCAAAAUACCUGACAGGCUAUGCCACUGUCCUCCACUCACACAUUUAGCGUAUAUUUUGCUUUCUCUAAAGAAAGGCGUGCUAUAUGCGCAUGUCGCUUUUUAAUGUUCGUUAAUUUCUUAAGGUGCACUGCUGGUUGAGACAUCGCCGUGACCCUCUGUGCGCAAACCCGCGUCACACUUUCCAAUAUCACUCAACGGCAUAGCCGCAAAAGUACAACGAGCAACACACUGUACAUGACCUGCAAGCAGAACAACGCGUGACGCUUCUAUAUAUAUAUA